AUGGAAUACCUUGUGAGGCUGGCGCAAUGCCAUGAGACCUUUCGACAGCCCGAACUUGAAGCAGUGGCCACUUUACUGGGUAUAGAUUUGGAGAUCAUUGCCUAUCAUGAGUAUACACCCUUUUGUGUAGUAAGGCUGAAAGACGAAGCAGCAGCACGUGCGCUCGUGGCACGCUGUAUCCUUGCCAAAGAUGUUCUGGAGCUGUGGGGCCAAGGUCGGACAUACGAUGACUUGCAUGCCGAUGUUCAGCAGCGGUCACGGCAUUUAUGGGAGAAGUAUCGCCAGGUCUCGUACGCAUUGGCCGUUGAUUGCUUCUCGGGCAAGCGAAGCACGGCCAAGAAGACUGAGAUCUUCGAAUCAUUCGGCUACCUCGGUCUGGAAGGCACAGUGCGACUGAAGGGUCCAGACGAGCAGUUCCACGUCAUUGAAGAGUAUGUGACCGAUGUUGAGCAGCAUAGCAUCGGCACUGAGCUCUCAUCCGAGCCACGAAUGAUCUACUUUGGCCGGUGGCUUGCAAAGAGUCAGCGCGAUGUGAUUUUGACCCACACUUUGAAGAAACGCAAGUAUAUCAGCACUACCUCCAUGGACGCAGAGCUGUCCUUGGUCACAGCCAACUUGGCUCUUGCGGCACCGGGGAAGAUCUUCUUUGACCCAUUCGUGGGCGCUGGGAGCUUUUUGGUCGCAGCGUCACACUUUGGUGCUUUGACCUUGGGGUCUGAUAUUGACCCUCGUGCAUUUCGCGGAAAGGACCACGAGCGCAAAGAUGGGAUGGCGAUGCUACAGAACUUCAAGCAGUAUAAUAUCGUGAGCCAGUUCAUCGACGCCUUUACGUCAGACAUCACAAACACGCCCUGGAGAGAUACCCAGUUGCUCGAUGGAAUCGUCUGCGAUCCUCCAUAUGGUGUUCGUGAAGGUCUGCGGGUUUUGGGAACCCGUGAUGGGAAGGUGAUUGAGCCAGUGAUCAUUGACGGUGAGCUGAAUUACUACCGAAAGGGUUACAUUCCCCCAAAGAAACCGUAUGGGUUUGAAGCAUUGCAGAAAGAUGUCCUCGAGUUCGCCGUCCGGAGGCUGGUCCCCAACGGACGCCUUGCCAUGUGGAUGCCUACAGCCAGUGAUGAGUCGAAGAGUUUUCCCGUACCGAUGCACCCGAAAUUAGAGGUCAUCAGUGUAUGCGUGCAGCCAUUCCACAAUUGGUCUCGCCGUUUGAUGACCUACCGCCGUCUACCAGAAGGAGAGGUGUCAGACACUACGCUCGGAAGAAAUAAAACAGAUGGAGAGGGAGUCUCUGCUGAUGAUCUUAACGCAUUCAGAGUUAAGUAUAACAAUCGAAGAGCCUUGGGAACUGACCAGCCGGAAACCAAAUGA
Molecule: messenger RNA, 1365 nt
Organism: Penicillium diatomitis
Lineage: Eukaryota; Fungi; Ascomycota; Eurotiomycetes; Eurotiales; Aspergillaceae
Product: tRNA (guanine-N2-)-methyltransferase
Exons: 5
Coding region: 1-1365 (454 amino acids)
Biological process (GO): methylation
Cellular component (GO): cytoplasm
Molecular function (GO): nucleic acid binding
Source: RefSeq, a predicted model, not a curated record